Molecule: messenger RNA, 4256 nt
Organism: Salmo salar (Atlantic salmon)
Lineage: Eukaryota; Metazoa; Chordata; Actinopteri; Salmoniformes; Salmonidae
Gene: cspp1a
Product: centrosome and spindle pole associated protein 1a
Biological process (GO): positive regulation of cytokinesis
Cellular component (GO): microtubule; spindle pole; centrosome
Source: RefSeq, a predicted model, not a curated record
GCCACACAGAGGCGGAAGGACCGCUACAGACAAGAGCUGCUGGAACAGAUGGCUGAGGGGCAGAGGAACAAAAAGAAGGAGAAGGAUCUUGAGCUGAGGGUUGCUGCCACUGGGGCGAUUGACCCAGAGAAACAGCCUGACCGCAUUAUGCAGUUUGGGGCGGUGAACCGCGAAUAUGAGGGCCGGAGACGUGACAUCCCCUAUAGACCCGGAGUAGGCCUGGACGCCCUGGGGACCAACUCUAGCCCCAGGCCCCGCCAGGAGAGGCCUGAGGCGGGCACAGAGGAGAGAGGUCCCCCCUGGGAGGCCCCGUGUUGCCUUCCCCUCCCCUCCAAUGGACUACACUAACAUCCUGGGCAAACUAACAGGGGCAGGGGGGCCGCGGUUAGAGAUGGGGGCUGGAGCAGGAGCAGGGGCAGGCAUGGGGGUGCCUGGGGGCGCCCCUCUCAAUGAAGACUUCCACAGGAGCCUCUCUAGUACCCUGGGAGAGAUAGUCGCCCCAAGAAUUGCUAGCUUACCUCCUCCAUUGCCGCCCACUCUAACUGAUGCCUACAGGACUCCGUAUGAUGAGGCCUAUUACUACUAUGGAGCAAGGAAUCCCCUGGACAAAAAUCUGCUCUACUAUGGACCUCAAGGAGGUGGAGGGCAGCCCAUGGUCUUCCCAAAUCUGCCUCCAGGAAUGAUUCCUCCACCUGGACAUCAAGGGGCCCGAGGAGCCUAUCAGCAUGCUGUGGCCCUCCCUGGAGCUGGGCUGGGUGUUGGAGCGAUAGGAGAGAGGCCUAAGCAGUCCAAGGAGAGUGUGUUGAACUACCAGGAAGCACUGAGACAACAGGAAGAGAUCAGGCGAGAGUGGAGUCAGCACUUUUCCAAGAUCCAGGAAAGAGAGGAGCGAAAAAGACAGGAGAGGGAGAAAAGGGAUCGCUAUGAUGCCAAGAUCGAGGCGGAGAUGAAGGCCUAUGAUCCCUGGGGGAAGGGGGGAGGAGGGGCCCCGCUCAAAGACGACCGGGGAAAUCUCAUCAGUGAUCUGAACAGAAUGCACAGGAUCAACAAGGAGGUGUACGUAAACCCAGAGUCCAGGGACAGGAGAUGGCCCCAGGGCUCUGUAGGCAGGAUUGGAGGUGGAGGGGGACUUACCCCCAGGGGAAUAUCAGGUUUCUCCUUUGCCCAGACGUCCCAGUUCGCGCGGAGCAACGUGUUCAGUGAUCAGCCUACUCCACAGCAGCUCCAGGAGCAGGACAUAUACAAAGACUACCUGAAGCAGCAGAUCGAGGAGAAAAGGAGUAAGGAAGCGAAGGAGAGGGACCGUGAAAGGAUGGAGGAGGAGAGGGAGGAAAAGAGGCUGGCAGAGCAGAGGGUUCUUAUCCAGCAGGAGUUUGAGGAGGAGCAGCAGAGGAGGAAACAGAAGGAGAUCGAGCAAAGUGCCAAGAAUGAAGAGCUGAUCCGCCAGGCUGAGGAGCGCCGUAAGGAGGCGGACAGGAAGAGCAGGGAGGAGGAAGAACGUGAGAGCAAGACCCUGAGACAGCAGGUUGAGAGGGAAAGACAGGCGCGAAAGGAAGAGAGUCAGAGGGAUCCGUCCCCACCUAUCCCAGCCCUGCAGAAGAGACUGGGGAAGCAGCACCUCUCUCCCAGACCUCCCUCUGCUGUCAGCCAGCUCUCCUCUAGGGCCCUGUCUGAGCGUUCUAUGUCAGCACCACACUCUCCACCUGUACCUGCCAGGAGAAACCAGCUCCGAGCCACAGAGGACCAGCAGCAGGGUGUGAUCAGUGAGUUGUCCACGCUGCGGAGGCAGCUGCGGAGCGAACAGAGACGGCUGGAGGGGCAGCUGCUGCAGAGUGACAGAGAGGAGACAGAUACACCCCUUUACACCAGGCGCAGAGGGCGCCCCCAUGGGGACGUGUUUGAGAUGGCACUCAUCAGAGCCCAGGGGUCGUCCAGAAGACCCAACUCUGGAACGGCUGCUGCAGCUGCCCAUGUCAACAUGCAGAACAUCAGGGAGUUCAACCAGCUCAAAUACAGAGACAGCGCAUCUCGUGAGGAGGUGCUUCAUGUGUACCCCGACCCGCCCAGUGAUGAACACAGUCUGGACAUCCAGCAGCAGGCUCUGCUCAGGGAGCAACAACGCAGGAUCAGGAGGAGAGGAGAGUCAGACUUCUUUGAGCCGUAUGUGGAGCGACAGCCUCAUUAUCAUCCUAGGGAGAAGCCAGGCCAAGACCACCAGAGAGUCUCUUUAUUGGAGUCAGAGAGCGCUUUUAUUGAUUACCCCAAUGGUGACGCAGGGUCCCCAUCCCCAGCACAAGCCCAGGUUAACCUGAGGUCCAGACAGCCCUCAGCCCAGGAGAGGGACAGCAGGAGGCCUGCCAGGAGAAGAGACUUUGAGGAUGACAUGGUGACUCCCGGUGGUCAGAGGGAUGACGAGGGCCAACCAGAUGCCCAGUCUCUCUUCUCUGUGGCCAGCCUGAACAUUGAGGGGGUGAAGGACCGCAACCAGAGACGCAUCCGCAGACUGGAUGACUUCAACGACCACGACUGGAGAUCAGGAGGGCUGUCAGCCAAUGAAGGGGACCACCUCUCGCUGCGGUCCACCCCAUACCACCAGGACAGGCGUGUGUCUGUGGAGACGGUUGCCACGGAGCCCUGGCUGCGGCCUGGCACAUCGGACCCGCUGAACCGAUUAGGGACUGGUCAGAACCGGAGAGAGAGGCCGGUUACUAGAGACAUCCAGGACGGGCCCUCCACCUACCAUGGAUGACCUGUGACCUUUUUAGGUCUGUUGACCUCUCAUCUACACAUAGGAUCCCUUUCUAGUGCACUACUUCUGACUAAAGUCUGUGCCCUUGAUUUCAAAGCCAAAGAGGUGUAUUUUCUAUAUGCAGUCGAUCCCUAUUUCUCAUUUUACAAAAUUAACAUGGGCUAUUUCUGUCUCGGGAUCAGAUGAGCGCAAAAAAACAUUUGUUUGUGCUUUUUACUCCGAAAAAAAAUAUGAAUGUAGCUUAUGUAUGUGUCCAUUUUGAACCUAUACAGCCCCCAGAGGAGACGUCCUAAUGGAGAUGAGAGCGGUAGUAGCAGAGAUAUUUGUCUCUGUAUACAACGGCUCUAGCCUGGGUACCAGUCUCUAGCUAACAUUCCACUCCUUGUCAAAGAGACUGGCCUUUUGGGCAAUCUCAACGUUCAAUAUGCAGCCGGAUUUACAGCGCAGUUGCUGAUUGGUAGUUGGAAACAACAUUAAUAUUUUCCAUGACAACAUUCUGGAACAUGAGGUGCGUGCAAAUUUGAUGCCAUAUAGAAUUCAAAUUUGUGGAUUAAUAGCCCAGCCUAUGGAAUAAUUUCAAAUUUACAUAUCUGUCUUCACUGUUCCCUUCUUGCGCAAUUCUUGUAUCUCUGCUGGCAUCUCCACUGGAUCCUCUGUAUUCCUUUUAUAGCUCUUGAACCAGUAGCCUAGCCCAAUGUUCCAGCAGUAGCAAUAUACAAUAGUUUGGUCACUUAUUUUGAGAAAUAGAAAAUAUAUAUUUUUGUGUUGCUCAAAAUAAUAUCUAAAUAUUUGAGGAAAUAAGUGCCUUGCUCUUGCUUGCUGGAUAUGAAAUAGGCUACAGCGUUCACAAUGAACUGCUGGGGAAGUUUGAAUGGCGAGAGCUUCUCUGGUGUGACGCGAUCACAUUGGCUGAAAUAAACGUAAAUCCUCUGUUCUCCCAGCGCCCAAUGUUUAUAAUGACUACAUCGAAAGCCCAAUGUUUCCAAUCGAAUGUAUGAAUGAAGUUUUCCUAUCAGUCUAAUUUGCAUUAAACAUUGUGAUUGGAGGAUAGCUGUGAGGGUUAGAAAAUCAGGAUCAAAUCAUCUGAUCUCUUCGAGCUCAUUAAUGAUGAUGAUAUGUUCAUAUUUGAAGAUUGCCGAAUGGCCAGUCUCUUUGGCAAGGAGUGGAAUGUUAGUUAAAGAGACUGGUACUCCAGCUACAACGGCUCCAUGUAGUGAGGAGGAGCAGGGCAGCAUCAGUGAGUGUCUGCUCUGCUCAGAGUGAAGCAUUCAGAGAUACUGCAGAGAUACAUACCACUCAGAGAUACUGCAGUAGGGGUACAGUAUGGAUGAUGGCUAGGCUCUGGUCUGCUAAUCUUUUGAAUGUACUUUGGCAAAAUUAAUGUAUAUUUGAAACAUGAAUCUGAUGUUGAAAUGUUUGUAUGUAUCAAGUAAAGAUGUGAUUUUAUAUAUAUAUAUAUAUAUAUAGAGAAAGAUUUAGGGUUUUAAAAAUAAAUUAUUUUAAUCAU